Messenger RNA from Notechis scutatus (mainland tiger snake), 9543 nucleotides. It is a transcript of the gene FREM3, whose product is annotated as FRAS1 related extracellular matrix 3. NCBI's taxonomy places the organism in Eukaryota, Metazoa, Chordata, Lepidosauria, Squamata, Elapidae. Gene Ontology annotation, biological process: homophilic cell-cell adhesion; anatomical structure morphogenesis; cell communication. Gene Ontology annotation, molecular function: calcium ion binding. Gene Ontology annotation, cellular component: membrane. The record is from RefSeq and is a predicted model, not a curated record.
AUGGCCGAACCGCCUAGGCACCUUCGCCGCCGCCGGGCGCCCUCCGAGGCGGCGCUGCUCCUGCUCUCCCUUCUGGCUGCGCUCGGGACCACCCAGCCGCAGCCGAACUCAUCCGGGCCGUCGCUUCUCCUUCAGCCGGCGGAACCGGACGCUCUGGACGGGGCCGCCGCGGGGAUCUUGGUGGCCAACCGCGGACUGCGCGUGCCUUUCGGCCGCUCCGUCUCCCUGGACCCCGUCCGCGACCUGGUCAUCCGCGUGCAGCCGGGCGACAAGUGUAGCGUGACCGUCUUGGAGAGCGGGCCUGCGCCUCACCGCCCGGGGGCGCUCUCCCCACAACGCUUCCCCUGCGAUUUCGGCCCCGGAGAGGUUACCUACACCCACUACGGGUCUCGCAGCCCCGGCCGCGACCGCCUCAGCCUCCAGCUCCGCUACGACUCCCCCGGUCGCACGUUCGUGGUGCCUUUCGCGCUGGAGGCCGAGGUAUUGUCGCAGCAGCUGCGCCUCCUCAGCCGCCACCUGCCGCUCGCCGUGGAGAAGCUGCGGGGCUUCAGCCAGCCCCUGGACGCCAAAGUGCUGGCCUUCGCCGAGGAGGGAGAAGCCGGCCGUCGCCACUGCCGCCUCACAGCCCUCCCUCACGCGCCCAGCAGCGGCAACCACCUGCCUUCCUACGGGCGCUUGAUCGACGCCCGCGGCCUCCCCCUGCCGCCGGGCUACAGCAACGAGUGCCGCCGCUUCCUGAGCGAGGGCAUCCGCUACCAGCACACGGCUCCCACGCCCUCGCCCAACCGCGACCACAUCCCGAUGCGGGUGGAAGUGCUGGAGGACAGCGGCUCUCCCGACAGCCUAAGCCAGCAGGAAUACUUUCAGCUGGUGGUUCGGAUCCGGGAGGGCGCUGAGAACACGCCCCCCAAGCCCAGCUUUGUGGCUUUGCUCAUGAUGGAGGUGGACCAGUUUGUGCUUACCGCCAUCACCCCUGACAUGUUGGCGGCGGAGGACUUGGAGAGCCCGGCAGAUCUGCUGCUAUUUAAUCUCACCUCUCUCUGGCUCAGUGCUGGAGGGCAGGACGUGACAACUGGUUACUUGAUAAGUACGGAUGAUCCUAGUCGGCCACUCACGUCUUUCACGCAGCGGGAGUUGAGGGAGCUGAAGAUUGCCUACCAACCUCCUACAGUGGACUCAGACCAUGAGCGCCUCUUCCAGCUUGAGAUGGAGGUGUUGGACCCUGAGGGUGCCUCUUCAGACCCCUUUGCCUUCGUGGUGGUGGUGAAGCCUAUGAACACUUUGGCUCCGGUGGCUGUCUUUAAUCGAAUUGCCGGCCCUCAGAUGAUGCUUUUUGAAGGCCAGUCAAGGCCGCUUUCUGACAAUCUUGUAAUCAGUGAUGAGGACAACUUAGACGAAGUGAAGAUUUGGGUUACAAGAGGUCUAAAACAUGGGGAACUGAGAGUUUUGGGUGCGUCUCCUGGUCGUCAUUUUUUUACUGCAGCAGAGUUGGAAGCUGGACAGGUGAUCUACCAGCAUGAUGGCAGUGAGCACAGUUUCAGUGAUAACAUUAUCUUCCGCAUGAACGAUGGACAACACCAGGUGGAGUUUUUUUAUCCAAUUACAAUUGCCCCUGAUGAUGAUCAACCACCACUCCUUAAUGCCAACACUGGCUUGGUCCUAAGUGAGCACCAGAUAGUGCAGAUCUCACCCUUUGUUCUCAGUGCUACUGAUAUAGAUUCUGAUGACUCAACUAUUCGAUUUGUUGUUAAGGAGGUUGAAAAGUCUUCAGAUAUACCUAUCCGGAAACAUUUUGGUGAGCUUCUAUUGCGUCAGGAAGAAGUUCCAUCAUCCUAUGAAAAAAAGGAAGAGAUAGAAGAAGAUCAUAGUGAUCCAUCCUCCUGGCAUUUUAUAGACAGUGAGGCUAUAUAUGAGAAGGUAGUGACUGAAUGGCUGCAAGAGGAUAUCCUACAUGGAAAGUUGUUCUACAGACAUAUUGGACCUCAUAGCACCAAUGUAGUGAUGGACCAGUUUGUAUUCUAUCUCCAAGAUGAUAAUGACCCUCCAAAUCAAUCUGAAGAACAGGUAUUUAUCAUCAAGAUACAGCCAGUAGAUAACCUAUCUCCAGAACUAUACCCAGGGACAACUUUACAGAUGACUGUCCUGGAAUACCAGGUGACACAUUUCACGAAGCAUUAUCUGUGUUAUACUGAUUUGGACACAGAUGACAGAGAGCUGAAAUAUACAGUGCUUACAUCACCAACUGAUAUUGACGAAAAUCACCCUGUUUUGGCAGGUGAAAUUGUAUUGACUGACAGCCCUCUAGUGCCUAUUACCCAUUUCACUCAAGCACAGAUAAAUCAUCAUAAAGUGGCCUAUAGACCACCAGACCAAGAACUUGGCAUUACUCCAAGAAUAGCACAAUUCACUUACAGCGUAGAAGAUGCAGCUGGUAAUUCCGUGCUAGGUAUUUUCACUUUCUUCUUGCAGCCAGUGAAUAAUCAGCCCCCACAAAUAACCAAUGCUGGUUUCACAGUUUUUGAGGGGCACACCUUCUUUCUCACCACCAUGCAACUAGAUGCUACUGAUAAAGAUACAGACACUGACCGAAUUGUCUUCACUUUAACUGAAGCACCUCAACAUGGCUACCUGCGCUACCUGGAGGAGGCAUUAAUGGUACAGGGUGAAUCUUUUCUUUUAGAUGACGUUGCUAAUGGUCGCAUAUCUUAUCAGCAUAAUGGUGAUGAGUACAGAAGUGAUUCCUUUCAAUUAGAAGUAAGUGAUGAAGUUCAUCAAGUACCAAUCACAGUUAAAAUUGCUGUUCAACCAGUUGAUGAUGAACGUCCCAGCAUCAUGGUCCCUGGUAGUAAUGGACUUUUGGGGGCCUUUAUUGAUGUUCUGGAAAAUAGUGCUACUGAAAUAACUACUUCUCUUAUCCAGGGCACAGAUGAGGAUACUGAUGAACUGGCAUUAACUUUUAUUGUAGAGGACCCCCCUAAGCUGGGUAGCAUUUUAGUGGAUGGAAUACCCUCUAAAAAAUUCACUCAAGAGGAUCUCAUAAGCGGAACAGUCGUUUAUGCUCACAAUAGUGGAGAGAUUGGAUUGAAGAAGCAGACGGAUUCUUUCAAUCUUACUAUCUCUGAUCGGUCCAGUGAGUGGGUGGUGAGAGGAAGCACAAUAGAAGGAGUGCGUGUGACUGUAACUCUUUUGCCAGUGGACAACAUUGCUCCUGAAGUUAUGUUGGGAGAAGAACCAUUCACUGUUCAUGAAGGAGGAAAGAAUGUGCUAAGGUUAGAACUGCUGGAUGUGGAAGAUAUUGAUACUCCCAGAGAUGAUGUUCUCUGUACCAUUCUAACACAGUCAACUGCUGGAUACCUAGAAAAUAUCUCUCCAGCACCAGGAUCUGAAAAAUCCAGAGCUGGGAUUCCCAUCAGUGCAUUUUCCAUCAAAGAUAUUCGUGUUGGUCAUAUCAAUUAUGUUCAGAGCAUCCAUAAGGGGAUAGAACCUUUAGAAGACAGGUUUACUUUCCAGUGUUCUGAUGGUAUCAACUUUUCACCACCUCAGUUCUUUCCAAUUAUCAUUAUCCCAACUAAUGAUGAGAAGCCCGAAUUGUUUGUACGUGAGUUUGUGGUGUUGGAAGGAAUGAGUUUGGUAAUUGAUACACCCAUUCUCAAUGGUGCUGAUGGCGAUAUUCCCCCAGAUAAAUUGCACUUCUUUAUAACUGUUCCUCCAAAGCAUGGGCAGAUUGUUAACCAGCUGGCUACCGGUACUGUGUCUGUUACCAAUUUCACUCUAGAAGAAAUUCAGGAAGCAUCUAGCAUUAUAUAUGAGCAUGAUGACUCAGAAACUAAAGAGGACUCUUUCAAAAUCCAACUUACUGAUGGUCUACACACAGUGGAAGAAGAAGUAUUAAUAAUGGUUAUUUUGGUUGAUGAUGAAACACCCCGGAUGUCCAUCAAUGAUGGCUUAGAAGUAGAUGUUGGGGAAUGUAAAGUUAUCACCAGUCAAGAUCUCAAAGCCACUGACAUAGACUCAGAAGACAGGAUGCUUACUUACAUUAUUCGUUUAUCCCCCAGGCAUGGCUUAUUACAGCAUAUAAGUAAUGAAAAAGAGGUGCUAUAUAACAUUACACUUGGCAUGAAUUUCACACAGGAUGACAUAGAUCAUAAAUCUAUAUGUUAUACACAUAUGGGCCAACAGGGACUCCAUGACUUAUUUAAGUUUGAUGUCACUGAUGGCAUCAAUCCCUUGAUAGACAGAUAUUUUUACAUUACUAUCAACGGCAUUGAUAUGGUGUUUCCUGAAGUGAUCAAUAAAGGAGUCACUCUGAAAGAAGGUGGUAAAGUGACUCUCACUACAGAUCUCCUCAGUACAAGUGAUAUCAACAGUCCUGAUGAACUACUUAGGUUCAGCAUCACACGGGCACCAAGCAGAGGUCAUUUAGAGAAUUCUGACAACCCUGGAGUUCUUGUCACUACCUUCACUCAGCUUCAACUAGCUGGCAACAAGAUUUAUUACAUCCACACUGCAGAUGAUGAGGUGAAGAUGGAUAGCUUUGAGUUUGAAGUGACUGAUGGCUAUAAUCCAGUCUUCCGUACUUUUAGAGUUUCUAUUACUGAUGUGGACAAUAAGAAGCCAGUUCUCACAUUACAUGACCUCACAGUUCAAGAAGGGGAAACCAGACUGAUCACACCAUUUGAGCUAAAUGUGGAUGAUCGGGAUACACCUGAUCAUCUGCUCCGUUUCAUAAUUACCCAAGUCCCUGUACAUGGUCAAAUUAUUUAUAACAACAGCUAUUCUGUCACGAGCUUCACUAAACAAGACUUAAAUGAAAAUAUGAUCAGCUACAAACAUGAUGGCACGGAAACUAAUCAGGAUAGCUUCUCUUUCACUAUAACAGAUGGGACACAUCCAGAUUUUUAUGUUUUUCCUGAUACCAUCCUUGAAACACGUAUCCCACAGAUGAUGAAAAUUCAGAUCAAUGCUUUAGACAAUGGAAUACCACAAAUAGUAGUGAACAAGGGUGUCUCCACACUGAGAAAUAUAGCAACUGGACAUCUGGGCUUCCUAAUAACUAGCAAGUCUCUGAAAGCAGAAGACAGAGAUAGUCCACACAAAUUAUUGAAAUAUAAGAUCACAGAUGGGCCAAAACAUGGAUUUCUCAUUAAUAUUGGUCUAGGAAAUGCAAGUGUCAAAUCCUUUUCCCAAGCUGAUAUCGAUGACAUGAAGAUAUGUUAUGCCUUGAAAGAACGUGAAAAUGCUACGAGUGAUAUCUUCUAUUUUUCAGUUGAAGAUAAUGGAGGAAACAGAUUGAAGAGCCAACCUUUUCGUUUGAACUGGGCUUGGAUUUCAUUGGAAAAAGAAUAUUACAUGAUAGAUGAGGAUUCCAAGGUUCUGGAGGUGACCCUGAAACGCAGAGGAUAUCUGGGGGAGACUUCAUUUAUUAGCAUUGGGACUAAAGAUGGAACAGCAGAAAAGGAUAAAGAUUUCAGAGGAAAAGCUCAGAAACAGGUUCAGUUUAACCCGGGACAGACUGUGGCUACUUGGCGAGUAAGAAUAAUUGCAGAUAAUAAAUAUGAAGAAUCUGAGACCUUCCAGAUUAUUUUGUCAGAUCCAGUUAUGGCUGCCCUGGAGUUGCCAGAGAAGGCAGUGGUGGAAAUCAUUGAUCCUGGUGAUGAAUCUACUGUGUAUAUUCCUGGGUCAGAAUAUAAAAUAGAGGAAGAUGUUGGUGAACUGUUAAUCCCUAUCAGGAGAUCUGGAGAUACUAGUCAUGAACUAAUGGUUGUUUGUUCCACUCAUCAAGGGACUGCCACUGGCACAAUUCCUUCUAUGGUCUUGUCAUAUUCUGACUACAUAUCUCGUCCUGAUGACCAUACCAGUCUAAUUCGCUUUCAUAAGGAUGAGACGGAGAAAAUAUGCCGGGUCAUAAUUAUUGAUGAUUCACUUCAUGAGGAAGAUGAAAUUUUUAAUGUCACUUUAAGUAUGCCAUUGGGUGGAAAAAUUGGAGUUGAAUUUCCCAGUACUAAAGUCAUCAUUUUAGCUGAUACAAAUGAUCAACCUGCUUUUUAUUUUGGUGACACUGAAUAUUAUGUUGCGGAGAGUGCUGGUUAUGUAGAAGUGCGUGUUUGGAGAACUGGAACAGACUUAUCUAAAGCUGCCACUGUCACAGUUCGUUCCAGGAAAACUGAACCAGUAUCUGCAGAAGCUGGAGUUGAUUAUGUUGGCAUAAGCCAAAACAUGGAUUUUGCUCCUGGUGUAAACAUGCAGACUUUUCGUGCAACUAUUUUGGAUGAUCUAGGACAGCCGGUUCUUGAAGGCCCAGAAAAGUUUGAACUUGUUCUCCAGAUGCCAGUGAAUGCAGUGCUUGGAGAGCCAAGCAAAGCUACUAUCAUCAUAAAUGAUACCAUCACUGAUUUACCCAAAGUUCAAUUUAAGGAAUCUCUUUACAUUGUGAAUGAAAAAGAUGGUCAGGUGGAAGCUAUAAUCUCACGAAGUGGAGAUGUUAAUCAUAAGUCUACUGUCCGCUGCUACACUCGCCAAGGCUCUGCCCAGGUCAUGAUGGACUAUGAGGAGAGACCAAACACAGAUGACUCAAUAAUAACAUUCCUACCAGGAGAGAUAGAGAAAUCCUGUUUUGUGGUUUUGGAAGAUGAUGCUAUCUAUGAAGAGGAGGAAGAGUUCAGACUGGUGCUUGGAACUCCCAAAAGUACCUCUUCAUUUGGUGCUUCCAUUGGGGAGCCAAAAGAAGUGCUGGUGAAGAUUAAGGAUGAAGAAGACAAACCAAUGAUUAAAUUCUCUGAUGUGAAAUACAACAUUCAAGAACCACGGGAGCCUGGAGAGAUGGCAGUAUUAAAGAUCCCAAUCUUGCGACUUGGAGACACUUCCAAAGUUUCUAUUGUAAGAAUUCAUACUAAAGAUGGUUCAGCUACUUCUGGAGAAGACUAUAAUCCAAUGUCUGAGGAUAUUGAAUUUAAAGAAGGAAAAACAGAGCACUUUGUGGAGGUUGAAGUUUUGUAUGAUGGAGUGAGAGAAAUGCGUGAAGCAUUUACAGUGCAUUUGAAACCUGAUGAGAAUAUGGUGGCUGAAACACAGAUGAAUAAAGCCAUUAUAUACAUUGAAGAAAUGGAUAGCAUGGCAGAUGUGACUUUCCCAGCUGUGCCACAAGUUGUAUCACUUCUGUUGUAUGAUGACACUGCCAAAAGUAAAGUAAAUCCCCAGCCUCCCAAUGGAUAUCCUAUUGUGUGUGUAACGGCAUGCAAUCCCAAAUACUCAGAUUAUGACAAGACUGGAUCUAUUUGUGCUGCUGAAAACAUCAAUGACACAGUGACCUUGUAUCGUUGGCUUGUCAGUGCCCCAAGCGGCAUGGAUGGUGUGACCAGCCCUAUGCGUGAAGUAGAUUCCAAUACUUUCUUCACUAACACAAAGUCAAUUGCUUUAGACUCCAUCUAUUUCCAAGCUGGCUCCAGGGUUCAGUGUGCAGCACGCGCUGUCAAGGCCAAUGGAGAUGUGGGCUUAGAACUGUUGAGUCCCAUCCAUAUAAUAAAUAGACAAGAAGGUCUGUGCCAACCACGUAUUCUGGGUACAGUUGGAGCAGAGCCUUUCUCAGCCAAAAUUCAUUAUAUGGGUCCUGAUGAUCCAGACUAUCCAAACCUGAUCAGGUUUUCAGUUACCAUGCCUCAUAUAGAUGGAAUGUUGCCAGUAAUCUCAACCAGACCUUUGUCCAAUUUUGAGUUGACAUUGAGUCCGGAUGGCACUCGUGUAGGCAAUCACAAAUGCUCCAAUCUCUUGGAUUAUAAUGAAAUUGAAACAAAACAUGGCUUCAUCACAGAUGAUAUCAAGAAUCCAGAAGUGAUUGGAGAAACUUCACCCUAUCAAUACAGCAGUAGCAUACGGUCAGCUAAGACUUUACGUUUCUACCGUAAUCUCAAUCUGGAGGCCUGCCUGUGGGAAUUUAUUAGUUAUUAUGAUAUGUCAGAACUGGUAACUGGCUGUAGCGGCUCCAUUGGGACAGAUGGUCAGGUGUUGAAUCUGGUUCAAUCAUAUGUCACUCUUCGAGUGCCCCUCUAUGUGUCUUAUGUCUUCCAUUCACCUGCAGCAGUUGGGGGCUGGCAACAUUUUGACCUGCAAUCUGAGUUGAGGCUCACCUUUGUGUAUGAUACUGCAAUUCUAUGGAAAGACGGCAUUGGAAGUCCACCAGAAGCAGAACUGCAAGGGUCUCUUUACCCAACCAGUAUGCAAAUCAAUGAUGAAGGGCGAUUGGUGGUCCAUUUCAGGACUGAAAUUCGAUUCAGGGGGCAGUUCAUAAUAUCCCACCCAGGCACUUCUCUGGCUUCUAUGGUGAUGUCAUCUGACCAUCCUGGCCUUACAUUCACAUUGAACCUUUCUCAAAGUGAGCAAACUUUCAAUCAGCCAAUGCAGCAAUGGAAGUUUCUUUCCGAUUUUGCUGUACGUGACUAUUCUGGCACUUACACUGUGAAACUUCUCCCCUGUGUUGCCACACCCAGCCAAGAAUACACCCAGCCUGUCAUCUGCAGCCCACGGGAGCCAAUCACUUUUGAACUAGAUAUCAGGUUCCAGCAGGUCAGUGACCCAGUAGCAGCUGAAUUUAAUCUCAAUACUCAAAUGUUUCUGCUAUCCAAGAAGGAUCUGUGGCUGUCUGAUGGCUCUCUGGGAUUUGGGGAAGAAACUGACGUCUCAUUCACAGAGGGUUCAGAAAUCUAUGGUCGUGUCAUGGUGGAUCCUGUUCAGAAUUUAGGGGAAUCUUUCUUCUGUAACAUUGAGAAGGUGUUCUUAUGUACAGGGGCCGAUGGGUAUGUUCCCAAGUAUAAUCCAAGUAACAAAGAAUAUGGUUGCCUAGCUGACUCACCUUCCCUAUUGUACAGAUUCAAAAUCCUGGAUAAAGCUCAACCAGAUACACAAGCAAAAAUGUUUGGAAAUAUGGCAUUCCACGCCAAAUUAGCAGUUGAUCACAUUGAUGGCUAUCCUUUGGUAAAACAGCCUGGUUCUGAUGGUUUCAGCCUGCUGUCAACUCCAUUAUUUCAGGUGGCAGUGGGUCGAGAAUGGUACAUCCACACCAUCUACAUGGUUCGAUCACGUGAAAAUGCUCAUAAGGGCCUUGGAAAAAGAAGUAUUGAGGAUCACCAUGUUUUAUCUUGCAAUAACAGCACCUCACAUCUUAGUCGCUCUCGGAGAGCUGUUUCUGAUAUUCCUGCAGUUGCCCAAGAUAUUGGUACUGAUAAGAAUAGAGGAACAAAUAUCCAGCAUAUAGUUCUUGACCGAUCUAAUAAAAUUACCCUCAAGCAAAAAGAAUGGUCUCCAGCAGGUAAACCCUAUGAAAAGCCAGUCCUGCAAAUUCCAGGAAGUAAUGCAGAAGACAAGAUAAUUCCCAUUAUUGGAGGUGCAAUUGGACUAUUGCUUCUUCUCUGCACUGUUAUAAUUAUUAUAUUACUUCUGAAGCGUAAGGGACAUUCAACUGAUGGAAAAACAAGCUCAUUUCCCAAUCAUUCCAACAGUAAUGAAACUAUGACUACACAGCAGAGCAAUAAUGAUAGCUCUGAAGUUUAA